AUGAACACCGACUACCCGCAGUUUCUUGAUGCAGUUGUCUCUUAUGCCUUAAAAGCGGCACAAGGGCCUACCUCUGUCCCUUCAAACAUCCAUCCCCAGUUCGCUGAAGAGGUCGACCAUCUGAUCCACAUUGUCAAACUAGCACAGAAGAACAGAUACGUUGUACCCUGGGACAUGCGCACCUACUAUGCAGCGGUACAAGGGCAAAACGGUACAAACGCAGUGCGAGAGGCCAUACUUCGGCGACAGUUCAUUCCCAUCCACGAGAGCCUAAGCAACCCAUCUGUGAUAGAGGAUACCACUGGCUCAAUAGUAGGCUACUAUCUUCCUGAUGCCAUUUUGGAAGGAGCAAUCAAGCAGAGCAUGCCCAUCUUAGGUCCGACCUUCCGUGAGAAUUGGGGCGGUACUUCACGCGGUACUGGCGGUACUGGCGGUACUGGCGGUACUGGCGGGUCCUGGCGGGAUGCCGCACGUCUGUUUCUACCAGCAGACCAGAGCAAGGCGUUUGGACGAGGCAAUGUAUCUGCAUCACCUGCCUGGCAGAUGCAAGGCCAUUCAGGCUUUGAAGAUUCCAUUCACGUAGCAGCCAACUACGGCCCAGGUCCAGGUCUCAAGGCCAAUCGUCCAACCAGCGGUCAGCUCGCAUUUCAGCAGUUUAUGCGGAACCAGCUAGAGACAGGCUGUCUCAUGAGCGUCGCACUCGCACUCACACAUCCUGAGCAAUAUGCGCUGACACGUGCUGGGCUUGAGAAGCUCUAUGAGUUUGAGCACAUAUGUGAUCGGGUCAGCGAGUGGGCCUUCGCAUUCAAUGUGCUUACCAUUGUUGCCAAUCGGGAGUCGACGUGGCAUCGCGAUAGGCUCAGUGGGGGCCUGGAGUGGUUUGAUGCUCUCUUGAGCAUUGGUGGUGAUGACAACACAGUUCUGGAGCUCCCUGGCGUUGGUAUCCGGAUGCAGUACACGUCAGGAACCAUGGCAUUGUACUCUGGCCAUACCCAUGUUCAUGGCGUUAGCAGUUUCACAUUCACACUCCCAGGUUUGCCACACAUGUGA
Molecule: messenger RNA, 1050 nt
Organism: Peniophora sp. CBMAI 1063
Lineage: Eukaryota; Fungi; Basidiomycota; Agaricomycetes; Russulales; Peniophoraceae
Source: the annotation of a GenBank genome assembly